Pocillopora verrucosa is the source of this 2160-nucleotide messenger RNA. Lineage: Eukaryota; Metazoa; Cnidaria; Anthozoa; Scleractinia; Pocilloporidae. The record is from RefSeq and is a predicted model, not a curated record.
AUGGCUGAGCCUAGUGCCACUGUGAUAGAGGAUGUCAACAAGGCCAUGAUCAGGGCCAACUCAGGAGAAGACAAGAAUGAAACAGCUUUGUUAAUGAUGUCUCCUAGCAUGAACUGGGCAGAAUUCCUUACACCAGCACCCAUGUCCAUCGCACUUCUGGGGCAACUGAUGCUGAUAGCUGGAGAAAAGGAUUUCUCACUGGAAAGUCAAAAGCCGAAGGACGGUUUCCAGUUCAUCCAGCAUCCAAGAUCAUUUAGAGCAUGUCUGGUGCAAGUGAGCAACGCUGGAUGGCGAGCUUUCAAUGAGGCCCAUAAGAAUAUGGAUACCAUCCGGCUCUAUUCUGCAAAAGUACCUGGGCAAGUGAAGAAAGUUGUUCGCACUCUUGUCUCUGGAAGCAAGGAGGAUGUGAAAGACAUCCUUCCCAUCGAACUAAGGAAAAUUGAGAAGAAUGCUUCAGAAUCCUUGGAAUUAGCAAAAGCAGUUGAGAGCAAGUUCGAGAAUGUGAUGCAUCUGACUGGUGAGCUACUGGAGGUUUCUUCAGCUGCCAAGGGACAUUUUCAAAACACCCAAGUAGAACUGCAAACGAAAAGAGAAAUUGCCUUAACCAAAGAAAAAUCGGUCCGAGAAGAAAUAGAAAGGGCAAAAGAAGAACAAGAUAAGCUAACCAAACAAGUCAAAGAGGCAAAAGCACAGUGGGAAAAGGCUGUAGAUUCCAUGCCGAGUGGAUGGGACCUUGUUGGUAUGCAAUUUGUCGAGGGAAUCACAAAAGCUUUUACAACUACGAGAGGGAUGAACUCGUCGUCUGCCCCAUCACAUGCAGACCCAAAUCUGAGGGUGGAUCCUAGUGAAAAACAGAGCGCAAAAAGAGUUUCGAAAUUACCAACGCAAGCAUUAGUCAAAGCAGAACUGAUGAAAGUUUUUUCAGCCAAGUUGGUGGAAGUUCUUGCGACAUUUCAAGACAAAAGUAAUGGAGGCGAGCCAGCCAAAGACAUUAAAAAGACAAGACUUGAAAUGGAAAGCUUGCAAAAAGAUUGGUCCACCGAGCAAGAAAGUAAAGACGACCAGGAAGGCUUAAAACUGCUGUCAAGGGGUUUGGAGAUAUGCAUGGAAGCGGAAAAAGAGUUGGAAGACCUCAAUUUGUCUAAUGAUAAGAUGAAGAAAAUUGCUAAAAGAGCAUCGAAACUAAAAGAUGACAUCUUCAAGUUCUGCACUAAAGUUCAGACAAAAGUGCAGACCAAUCCUCUCUACACCAAGCCACCAAGACAAGCAAGAAACAUGGCUGACCCUGCAAAGUCUGCAUCAUCAAGUGCUGCUAACAUGGCAGUUGAAAGUGCACGGUUUAAAAUUGCUGAAACGAGAGGCUUGCUAGAAAAACAAGAGAUGCUAUAUGACGAAGGAAACAAGCAGCUGAAGGAGAGCAACAAGGAGCUAAGUAAAGUUCUUCAAAGCCUUGUGGAAUUCAGCCCAGAGAAGAUUGCUAACUUUGACCAGAUAAGAGAGACAUUGAAAAAAGGCAUCAAGGCUCUUGCUUCAGUACGCGAAAGGUGGCAGAAACUGGUGGAGUUCUUCCAGUGUAUUACCAACAUCAUCAAGGUGUGUCAAAAGGAGAGCCUAACAAGUUUUGUUGAAUAUUCCAAAGUCGCCCAAGAAAGAAGGCUGACUAAGGGCUACACUGACACGGAUUUCAUGCGUGACCUCAUCUACGAACAAGUCAGUCAAGCUAAUAAGACCUCUUAUGUUGUUUGGUCCAUUUCAAACACCUAUGUAGAGGUGUCACGUAAUCACUUGAUGAGCCGAUUGGCCAGCCUUGGUCAUUUGAUCGCCUUGGACCCAGAAAAAGACAGGGCAACCAUUGAGGCAAAGAGGAUAGAGCUCCUGGAAGGAAGUCAAGAGGCUGAAAGAGCGAUUAUGCAGUUGGUAUCAGAGGCCCAGAAUACUUUCCAUGAGAAGGUAGGAGAAAGGAUCAAGCAGUUUGAAGAGGAGAUGGAGAAAGUUCUCCCACCAGAAGAUCCAGCCAGAAUAAAAGAAAUAAACGACUCUGUUGCAAAAGCCGUCAAAGAGGCAGAUGAGGAACUAAGCGCGGAUUGCUUUUAAGAUUGGCAGACCUGUGCAGAAAACUGUGUGCAAUAAUUCAAGUAUUAAUUGCAGCUGAAAUCCUGG